Messenger RNA from Cylicocyclus nassatus, 1950 nucleotides. NCBI's taxonomy places the organism in Eukaryota, Metazoa, Nematoda, Chromadorea, Rhabditida, Strongylidae. The record is from the annotation of a GenBank genome assembly.
AUGUUGAAUUUUUGGUUCAUCGCUCGUGGUCUCACCCAUUCAUCUCAAUUCAUGGCAAAACUAGCAACCAGUACUGUAGUGAUUAUUGUGCCAGAGUUCUUGGUUGCCAUAGACUACAACCAGCUCUCCUUUCUGCCUAAUUUCACUAUUUGGUCGAUGAACGGCGAUGGCCAACAGCAGCCGGGACCAUCGGGUACGGUGCAGUGGCCACAGCCGGCGCUGUCGGAUAUCCUGACAGCGCUGCAGAUGCAACUCACCCGUACCGCCGCCGAGAGCACAAGGGUAUUGGGGCAGCCUACGCCCCCGGUGCUCUCCGGAACCUCACCCUUGGUCAACCCCCUUACUCCGCAAAUGAACGCGGCAGCUGCACUUCCGAGUCCGACCCCUCUUCCGGUAGCUCCUGCACCCAAUCCACUACUUCAGUCGUACCAGCAGAUACUGAAUCCAGCAUUUUUGGAGCUACAGCGUCAACUGAUCGCCCAACAGACGGCGCAGUUUCGGUUGCCACUUCUGCCAACGCAAAUGACAUCAUCGAUGUCAUUACCGUCGCUGCGGCAGAUUCCGCCAACACUGCCACACGUCUCCCCAAUUCCAAGCUCUCCAGCUUCGUUACCUGCGAGGCCGGUUCCACGAAAACCAGCACCUGUGGUGGUAACACCAAACAUCUCACCCACCACAUCCACCCCAAGAUCAGAUGGUUCAUUUGCGGUUCCACAAGAUCCGGUGAUGAGGAAACCCUCCAUUCCACUAAAUCGCCCCAGUACAUCUACGGACGAGAGGGAUAAAGCUAAUCAGCCAAAGUCACCAGAAUUCGAGAUGGGAAGACUUCCCGUCAAGAAUUACGUCCCAUCACAUUUUAUGAAAGGAACCAUGAUACAAAUGGCCAGCGGAAAGUUGAAAAAAGUGGAAGAGAUGUCGUCGGACGAUUUUCUCCUCGCUGCUCCAUUAACUCGUGAAUUUAACGUUGAUGCGAGUGUUGUCGAAGGAAUUGCUAGAGGUUCUACACUUGCGCGGGUCAAAUUCGCAGUCGGACAGACCCGAUACGAGGCAGUCCUUGAGCCACAGCUGGAGCAUCCAUUCUUUGUCCUUGGCAAGGGCUGGUGUUCCUGUGAUCCACAUCGCACCGCCGAAACGUACGGACUCGAAUGUCAGGAGCUCAAGGUUGGAGACGUGUGUAUCUCGCUGUCAAGGAAGAGCGAUAGCGAUGCAAAGCAGCUCGAUGAGACCGUCACCCUAACCGAAGCUGCAGAGCUAAAAGAGAAGGAGGCUGCACAGGCUGCGAUCAGAGAGGAGCUGAGCAAGGAAAUGGAUGAAUCGAAUGGCCGCAAUUCGGCUCCGCCUACUCGCUACCAUCCCUACUCGAAGAAGCUGCGGAAGGUGUCGGAGAGCUGAAACGAAGCCCCGGUGGCGGCGGUGAUCCCUUUGUGCAGUAUUCAUCCCAGUUGUUUCGUUCGUUCUUCGUUCGUUUUCGUUCGCUUAAUUCUUUUUGCCUUUGUAUGUGUUUCUAUAUGCUAACCGGAUUCGUGUCUUUGUAGUGAUUCGCUAGUGAUUCGAUAUAAGUGAUUGUUGAGAUUCUUCUAGGAACUGAGUUCUUCAUUCAUUCAUUCUUCAUUCAUUUAUAUAUGUAUGCGUGUGUGUUUAUUUUUUCGCAAACACUCGACGGGCUAGGUCUUCUCAUUUCGCUAGAGCGAUACUCCUUUUACUCUCUUGGAAACACGUGGUUCGUUCAGGUCAAUUGUGGUAGUACCUUCAUAGAGCUUUUCAGGUCAAUGAUUCGUUUUGUUGCUGUGUAAACUGCGCGCAGAAUUUAGCCUUGUUGUUGUGGUCAGAUUCUUUUGCUAUUUUUUGUAUAGAAGAUCUCUUUGAUAAGAGGUCGUUAUACGCCUAUCUUGAUGUACAAAUUAAUUAUUGUAGUGGGCUUGUAUAGCGUAUAAAUAUUACGGUCCAUUA